AUGAGUGAUAUUGAGAGUAAUAAUGAUGAUGAUAACCACAACAACAACAACAAUAAUAAUGAUGGUGAUGAUGAUGAUGAUGAUGAUGAAGUUGUAGAUGAAUUUGAUGUUGAAGAGAAUAAUGAUGAAACUCGUGGCAAUAACAAUAACAAUAACACCAAUAAUGAUCGUGUUAAAGUGACAUCGAUUAGAGAUGAUAUAAGUCUUGUUAGAUUUGCUUAUAUCAUUCUCUUUGGAAUAGUCGGUGUUCUAAUUAGAUACAUGGCGAAUGCUCUGUUUGUUCGUGGUUUUCAUAAGGAUUCGUUUUGGAGUACCGCUGUCAUCAAUAUCAUUGGUAGUGCCAUCAUUGGAUUCCUUCAUGUGGUGGGUGUCGAGAAGAAAGCAAUCAAUGUCAACCUGAGGUACGGUCUUUUGGUUGGACUACUCGGUGGAUUUACAACAUUCUCGGGAUAUGCUUUGGAUUCCGUACUUCUAUUCGAGAAAAAACAAACCAAAUAUACAAUCAUCGGUGUAUUCUACUACAUCCUAUCACCUGUCGCCGGCAUAGCUGUAACACUCAUAUCAAUUCACCUAACAAGAAGAUUCUUUCGACCUGAACAAAGACAACAACCUAAUCAUAACAAUAGCAAUGAUAAUAACAAUAAUAACAAUAAUAACAAUCAUAAUGAUAUUGAAUUACAACAAAGAUAA
Molecule: messenger RNA, 690 nt
Organism: Heterostelium album PN500
Lineage: Eukaryota; Evosea; Eumycetozoa; Acytosteliales; Acytosteliaceae
Product: fluoride efflux transporter FluC
Exons: 1
Coding region: 1-690 (229 amino acids)
Cellular component (GO): membrane
Source: RefSeq, a predicted model, not a curated record